GAGGACCUGAUUUCACGUGAACUGCCAAAUCUAGGGAAACAGACCUUGUACUGCACUACUAGGGGCACAUAGAUGGAAGAGACCGAGUUUGGAUGGCUAAGAUUUUGAUGGGGACAUGACUAAUUUUUUAUUUUUACUAAUAUCUUUUUCUUCUCUACAGAGAAGCAGACUAGUAAUCAAGUCUCUCCACUCUGGAGCUGUUAAUUUUUUCCGCUAAGAGUAUAUAUUAUUUUUUGGAGAAAGUUUACUGGGACUGAAAUGAGGCAGUGAAGAACUCUACACUUGAUAUACAGUCAAUUACAGUAAGGGCAGAUUCUCACUCUCAGUCUGCCUGAACUGGGGAAAACUUAAUUCUUUGGGGUUUUUUUUUUUAAAAAAGACUCUCCUUCAAUGUGUCUGGAACUUUUGGGGAUUGGAGUCGGCAUGAAUUUUGGACUGCUUUUCGUGUCUCUCUGUUACCUGCCACUCAUCAGCAGUGAGGGAGACCCCAUUCCUGAAGAAAUAUAUGAAUUACUGCGUGACAGCUCAGUGCAUUCCAUCAGAGACCUCCAGCAGGUCCUGCAGAUAGAAUCCGUAGAUGAAGAUACCUCUAGUUCAUACAUGAAUUUUACCCAAAUGCAUGCUGGUGAAAAUCUUGUUCCUUUGUCCCGUGGAAGACGAAGUUUAGGUGGAGCAGAACCUAUUGAACCAGCGGUAAUUGCUGAGUGCAAGACACGGUCUGAAGUCUUUGAAAUCUCCCGGAGCAUGGUGGAUUCAACAAAUGCCAAUUUUCUUGUGUGGCCACCCUGUGUGGAAGUGCAACGGUGCACAGGCUGUUGCAAUACCCGAGCAAUGCAAUGUCGUCCCACGCAGGUUCGGGUGCGACAUAUCCAGGUAAACAAGAUUGAAGUUGCUGAAAAGAAGCCAGUCUUUAAUAAAGCAAUUGUAGCUUUAGAAGACCACCUGGCAUGUCGAUGUGAGCCAGUAUCACCCAGACUUCCCAGUCGAGAAAAUUCACGUGAGCACAGAGAUGAGCCCCCAGUAAGUGCUGUAACUUCUCUUCCAGCAAGACCAAGAGCACACAGGUUCCCACCACAAAAGAGGAAGCAUCGAAAGUUCAAACAUGUACAUGAUAAAAAAACAUUGAAAGAAAUUUUCCCAGCAUAAAAAUGCUGGUGGGCAGAA
Molecule: messenger RNA, 1164 nt
Organism: Protobothrops mucrosquamatus (brown spotted pit viper)
Lineage: Eukaryota; Metazoa; Chordata; Lepidosauria; Squamata; Viperidae
Gene: PDGFB
Product: platelet derived growth factor subunit B
Exons: 6
Coding region: 391-1146 (251 amino acids)
Biological process (GO): positive regulation of cell population proliferation; positive regulation of cell migration; positive regulation of MAP kinase activity
Cellular component (GO): membrane
Molecular function (GO): platelet-derived growth factor receptor binding; growth factor activity
Source: RefSeq, a predicted model, not a curated record